This is a messenger RNA of Arachis stenosperma, 1209 nucleotides long. Its product is annotated as acid phosphatase 1-like. Bases 185 to 973 code for a protein of 262 amino acids. The record is from RefSeq and is a predicted model, not a curated record. Lineage: Eukaryota; Viridiplantae; Streptophyta; Magnoliopsida; Fabales; Fabaceae. The transcript has 3 exons. Gene Ontology annotation, molecular function: acid phosphatase activity.
CGGCACGUCGUUGUAAGAAGAAGAGUAAUUCUCAGCCAUUCGUCGUUUUUUCUUAAAAAUUUUCUAACCAGUGAGGUGCUUUUCUUUUCUUUUACGAUCUGAGAAAACCGAUUCUUUUAUAAUUUUUCUUUUUCUUUUUAAAAGGUCGCCGGAAAAUCGUUCUUCCAAGGAUCGAUUUCCGGCGAUGGCUUCGGUUGCAUCAUUCUUCUUCCCUCUCCUUCUGCUCCUCUCAGCGAUCUCUGGCAUCUCUUCCGAAACCGCGAUCCGUCUCCCGUCGGAGAAUCUCGUCGCCGGAGGGAAUCGGAAGGUCCGCGCCGACGAUGGCGUAUUCUGCGAUAGCUGGAAACUCGCCGUGGAGACGAACAACGCCGGGAAUUGGAAACAAAUUCCGGCGAGGUGCGCGGCGUUCGUGCAGGCGUACAUGACCGGGGGACAGUACUCGUCGGAUUUGGAGGUGAUCGGAAAACUGUCGUCGGAGUUUGCGAGGAGCGUGAAGCUGGUCGGAGAUGAUAGAGACGCGUGGGUGUUCGAUAUCGACGAAACUCUUCUAUCGAACUUGCCGUAUUACGAAGAGACCGGGUUCGGGACAGAGAUCUUUAAUGAGACAUCCUUUGAUGAAUGGGUGAAAUUGGCCAAGGCUCCAGCUUUGCUACCAAGUUUCAGUUUGCACAAUGAGCUUCAGGAGUUGGGAUUCAAAAUAAUUCUCUUAACUGGGAGAAGUGAGCAGCAGAGGAGUGCCACUGAGGCAAACCUUCUAUUUGCAGGGUACAGAAACUGGGAGAGGCUUAUCUUAAGAAGCCCUUCUGACCAAGGUAAAACAGCUGCUCAGUACAAGUCUGAGAAGAGAUCAGAGUUGGUGGAAGAAGGCUACAGGAUCCAUGGCAACUCUGGUGAUCAGUGGAGUGACUUAUGGGGUUUUGCUGUGGCAUCACGCUCUUUUAAACUCCCAAACCCAAUGUAUUAUAUUGCUUAACAGAGAAAUGGUAUCUCCAACUUGUAUUCUCUUCUCAUGAUUGCUUGUUGUGUAUUAUGAACAUGAAUGUCUCUCCAUUGUUUUCAUGGCCGAAGCUAUGAGUGGACCAUACAUUCAUAAGGGCUGGUUUGGGAACAAUUCUCCUAACUGACGAAGAUUCAUUGGAGACCAGACAAUUGUAAAUGAGAUUCUGAUUGAUGUUAGUUUCUUAUGUACUACAUUGUUAGAGAUAAAAA